GUAUACGAGGUCCCCACACUAUGAUACAAGAUACAUUUACUUCCGUUUUGAAGGUUUAUAACCUUGCUAGAGCUAAAGAAUUACUUGUGUUUUGAUGAAUGAAAGAUAUAAAGGAAACAAUGAGGAACAUAAAUUUGAUUAUGUAUACAAUUUGUAUGUUUCAACUUGUUUACAACACGUCAGGAGAGAUCGAUGAAAAAUGUAAAGUAGGUUGUGCAUGCUGUAAAGAAAGACAAUGUAGACGAGGGAAAUUUUACCAGGACGAAUGUACUCUAGGCUGUAUAGAUGGCUAUGACGGACUUCGAUGUUACCGAAAAUGUUCAAACAACUGUAUAAAAUGCCCUCAUUAUAGCGAUACGUGUACUGCGUGUUAUGAUGGCUAUUACCCCGGCUCUGCUAGAGACUGCACAUCAAAUUGUUUACCCGGAUGUAAAACAUGCAAAACAGGAACCACGUGUACAUCAUGUAAGGAGGGAUUCUAUAACGCAGAUGGUCAAAAUGACUGUCGUAAUCGUUACUGUUCUGAAAAUUGUAAUUGUGAAAGUAAUCAGUGUGUGUCAUGUAAGGGCGGAUAUUACAAUACCAGUAAUUUAUGCAAUAGUUUAUGUCCAAGUAACUGUAUCAUGUGUUUGUCGAAUACUGAUUGUGGAUAUUGUAAGGAUGGUUAUUAUAUAGGUUACCAGGACGACAACACUUACAAGACUUUUUUGAAUGACUGUACACACAAAUGUCGAGAUAACUGUAUACGAUGUUCAUCCUAUGACAGUUGCUCGGUUUGUAAAACUGGUCAUUAUGGACCAAAAUGUGGGGUAAGUUGCUCGAUUGGUUGUAUGUCAAACACUUGCGACAUGAAAACUAGAAACUGUGACUGUUUUCCAAAUUUUGCUGGGGUAAGAUGUGAUAAAUGCAAAACCGGAAGAUAUGGAAACAUAUGCAAUCAACAGUGUUCUGCAGGGUGUAAAGGUGGCGUUUGUGAAAGAGAAUCCGGAAAUUGUACAUACGGAUGUACUGUAGAUACGAUCUCUGGGGUUAAAUGUGACGUUUGUUCAACAGGCUGGUAUGGACAGAACUGUGACAUAUAUUGUUCUGUUGGCUGUAAAAACAAGCAAUGCGAAAAAAGUAAUGGUGAAUGUUCAUAUGGAUGUCUUGAUAACUUUGAAGGACGGCAGUGCAAUCAAUACAUGCCUGAGCAGUCAGUAAAUACAGCUGCUGUAAUACUUGGGACAGGAUUUGCUGUGUCAGUAGUUAUUAUCAUCAUACUUGUGAUUCUCUGGAAAUGUCGGAAAAGGGCCAAUGGUAAUAGCACUACAAGGGGACCUCUUAAUGUUUACUCUGGCAUCGAACUGGAAUGUGAAAGUUCGACAAACGCUGGCAAUGUCAGAAAUCAUGAAAUUGGUCAAGAAUCAAACAGUGAUAUUGUGUUAGGAUCAGAUGAAUAUUAUCAGGAUCUUGGAAAAGUUCAAGUAUCCGAGCAAAAAUAUGGACAUAUUUGUGAUUGGUGUAACUGUAGAAGUUAGUAUAACAACAACAGCAAUACCUAUUACUUGCACGUCUAUACACGUGAUAGAGAAACAAGUGUAUUCAGUUUCAUUCAUUUCUUUUUUGUAUAGUGCUAAAUAACUGUCUGAUAUUGUAAUGUGUUUUGAAAAGAGGCCUUCGGCUUUUAUGUUUUAAACUAAUUAUUUCAGUAAUAUAACCAGUGGAUUAGAGGUUUCGAUAGGUUUCCUUCUUGUUUUUUUAUUUUAUCGACGACAAGUUUCAUUUUUCACCUUAAUUCUUUUGAGUUGACUGUUAUAUCAAACGAUUUAACUAAAAUAACAUAUCUAAAUUGAGAAAAGCUGAAGGCCGCUCUAACACAUUUGUAAAUAUUUGUAUAUGACUGUUGAUAUUUUGACAUCGGCACUUAUGAAGUUAUAUCAAUUAAUUAAUCUUAUAUAAUAAUAAAAUCUCAUUCAUUUGUUGAAGAUAUUCUAUGCUCACACUUGAGUAAAAUAUUUGAAACAAAGAAAUUUAUUUAAAUCCAUUAAAUUAUUACUGGAAAUGACCAUAAAAUUUGAAUAAAAAUGUGAAUAAUAUAUGUAUUGAAAGUCACGCAUCCAAAGUUAGUCUUUUCGUACAAAAGGGAAAAAACUGCCAGUAUUUUAACGACACUUUAUGUUCAUAUUGUGACCACCUUAAAGUGUGUAGAGUUUUAAACAUGACAUAUCUACUUUGUGUGAAAAAUGCUUAUUUUAUAUUUACAAUAGUUUGUGUAGCAUUUAUCAAUACAGUAAACUUCACUUAUAGCGAACACGGUUAUAACGAACUUCCGGUUUUAAGGAACAAUUUAUUUUGGCCAGAAUUUUACCCUUCUUUAUUUAAUAUAAAAAUAUAUGGUUAUAGCGAACACGGUUAUUAGGAAUUAUCGCUUAUAAAGAACUCAUUUCUAAGUCCCGAUUUAGUUAAAAGUAAAGAAAAUUAUACUUUUAUAACGAACUCUAAAAUAUCGGCUAUAUUCUUGCUAAUCCAUCGAAACUUCAAAGUACACUUGAUGGAAAUGAAAAGAAAUUUAAAUCUUUGAUACUAGUAAGUAAAGUCAUUCUAAAAUAUAUUAGGAGAUAUUCAAUAUAAAAGGAAUGAAAAAACUUGUUUAUUCUUAAUCAUAGGAAGAAAACGACAAGCACUAAGUUUAGAAACAAAAUAUGAUAUUUUAUGAGAAAUUAAGAAAGUGAGUAAAAAAUAUGAUAAACAAGAUCAACAAAAAGAGGCGGCGGCGUUCAAUGAACUAAAACUGAAAUAGCAAAGGAUUUUCAAAUUCCAAACUGUACCCUUUCGGGUAUUGUGUCUAAAAGAGAAAUAAAUGACUUUUUUUUUCUUAAUCAAAUGCUCUUCAAAAUGGCAAACGAUGGUAAACAAUCAGUUCGUUAUAUGUAAAUAUGUUCGCUAUAAAAACUCCUGAUACAAGGAACUUAUUCGCUAUAUGCUUACAAGGAACUCCGGAUAUAAGGAACAGAUGUUGAAUGUCCCAAUGAGUUCGUUAUAAGCGGAGUUAACUGUAUAAUCUAAUAUCAAAUUUGAGCGCAAUAUAUCUUUAAAUUUGAUGGCUUAUAAAGUGCAUUCUCCACACAUUUUCUAUAAUGUUGACAUAUGAUAAAAGCGAUUUUUUGUCAGUUAUCAUAAUUAUGCUUACAACCAUAUGCACUUGUAUUCCUUUAUGAUGUUUGACAUACAUUUUGUAAAACGAUGCCUGCCAUUUUUAUGUAAUAAGAAAAAUAUUGUGUAAUCUGUUAAGUCAAAGUUCAACAAAAAUAAAACAAAUGAAAUAAUUUAUUAGCAUUUUUAGCAAGUAAACGUUUUUAACACCAAGCGCACAUAAUGCAAUGUAAAAAAUGAGAUAGAUAUAGUAAAAGAAGUGUUACAAGUUAAAAUUAAGAUAAGAAUCUUUUCAAGCUAAGUUUGAUUGAUCGUGGUCAGUGAAGGUAUUGAUGAAUAAGAAAUACCAACAAAUAGGUGCAUCACCUUUAAAGCAGAUCAGAUGAAAUAAUGUGAAUUUUGUCAUAUCUAGAAAUCGAUGUCAUUUAAGCUUAGUUUUCAAGUUUUAUCAUAUACUUCUUGUGUUAUGAAUAUAUAUUUUAACAUUGUAAUAUAUUUUUAACCUCUUAUAACUCGAUAUUGUGAUGGCUGUUGGCUGUGUUCUUUGAUACUGUAAACUUUAAACGUUGUAUGUAUAAUGUAUGUACAAUGAUUAGAUGUAAAUAAAGAUUUCUACUUG
Ruditapes philippinarum (Manila clam) is the source of this 3751-nucleotide messenger RNA. Its product is annotated as protein draper-like. The record is from RefSeq and is a predicted model, not a curated record. NCBI's taxonomy places the organism in Eukaryota, Metazoa, Mollusca, Bivalvia, Venerida, Veneridae. The transcript is spliced from 8 exons. The coding region runs from base 99 to 1517 and encodes 472 amino acids.